This is a messenger RNA of Dreissena polymorpha, 2632 nucleotides long. Its product is annotated as WD repeat-containing protein 82-like. Gene Ontology annotation, molecular function: protein binding; chromatin binding. The transcript is spliced from 8 exons. NCBI's taxonomy places the organism in Eukaryota, Metazoa, Mollusca, Bivalvia, Myida, Dreissenidae. Gene Ontology annotation, cellular component: Set1C/COMPASS complex. The record is from RefSeq and is a predicted model, not a curated record. The coding region runs from base 33 to 989 and encodes 318 amino acids.
UUCUUUCCGCUCAUAUAUGCGUAAUUACUAAAAUGAUCAUAGAAGAAAUGAAGCUGACUGAAAAUGUUGUCAGAAACUUCAGAGUUGCUAAAAUAUUCCGUGAAAAUACGGAUAAAAUAACAAGCAUAGACUUUUCCUCAAAUGGAGAGACCCUAAUUUCAAGCAGUGACGACGAUUCAAUCGUGAUUUACGACUGCCAAGCUGGGACACCAAAAAGAACAUUGAACAGUAAAAAGUAUGGAGUUGAUCUGAUCCGAUAUACACACGCUGUCAACACUGCAUUACACAGUUCAACAAAAAUAGAUGAUACAAUACGAUAUUUAUCACUUCAUGACAAUAAGUACAUCAGAUAUUUUCCUGGACACACUAAAAAGGUGGUCUGUCUGGACAUGUCACCAAUCAAUGACACAUUUCUGUCAGGCUCACUUGACAAGACUAUUCGACUCUGGGAUUUGCGUUCUCAAAACUGCCAGGGACAGAUGCACUUACCUGGGCGACCUGUGGCUACCUUUGACCCAGAGGGACUCAUAUUUGCUGCUGGAAUCAACUCAGAAUGUGUCAAGUUGUAUGAUCUGAGGUCAUUUGACAGGGGUCCAUUUGCAACAUUCAAGUUGCCUCAGGACAAGGAUUGUGACUGGACAGGCAUGAAGUUCAGUCCUGAUGGCAAGUUCAUAGUGAUAUCCACCAGCGGGCAGGUCAUACGACUGAUAGACGCCUUCCAAGGGACACCACUGCAGACAUUUGUUGGUCAUACAAACACAAAGAGGAUACCGUUAGAAGUGUCCUUCAGCCCGGACUCCUUGUUUGUGUUCAGCGGGUCCACAGACGGACGGGUGCACUGCUGGAGUACAGACACGGGUGCCAAGAUCGCCACGAUGAGCUGCGACCACCCAGGACCGGUCCAGUGUGUGGGCUUCAACCCAAAGUUCAUGAUGCUGGCAACUGCUUGUACAAAUAUGGCAUUUUGGUUACCGUAUAUUGAUGAGUGAACAAAAGUGACAGUUGAUUUAAAAAAUCAAAUGACUGUUUACUCAUGAAAGAUGCAUGAGAAUAGGAGAUAAAGAACAAUGCAGCCUCUGCUUACUAUAUGUUGGCUGUUAAAAGUUAAAAGAAAGCUUUUAUGUUGGAGACUUCAACAACUACUACAAAGUCUUAAGUUUUGGAUAUAGACACUAGACAUGCUUCAAAAGGUUAAGUUUGAUGGCAAAAUCCUGUUUGCUGACAUUGUUUACCUUUGUUUGAAGUAUCUCAGUAAAAGGUAGUAUGUAGCCAUUUAAAGUGGAUUGAGAUGAUAUAAAGAGAACAUGCUUACAGAUUUGUCUUAAUAAAUAAACAAUGUUUUGCAAUUGCCAAUUAUUCCUUCCAUGGUUUCUUGACUCGUGAUUAUUUGUUUGUUACAAACUGCAGUAAAAAUGAAUAUAAAAAUGAAUGAUAGUACUGUAAAUAUCAAUGUCAAGUUAAAUAUUGAAUUGUCAUAUGAAUCUCUUUAUUAAUUUAGACAUGUUUAUCAAUACAGAAACAUCCUUAAAAAGUAAAGCCAUAUUUAAUUAAAUUAAGUUUAAUUAAGUUAAAUUACCAUUUGAAUUACCAUACCAAUUACCAUGUUUUCAAAAGAUAUAUUAUAACAAUAAAAUACAAAAAAUGAUGUAAUUUAAGAGGAGAUUUUUCAUAAAAAAUAAUAGAAUCAGAAUAAACUAAAUCAUGAUGUUAUCAGCAUACUCAUAUUCGUAAAUCAUUUCCAUUGUAUAUAAACAUUCUUAUUAGAAUUGAUCAUGCAAAAUGGGUAUUAUGGCAUAUGCCGCCAGCAUAGCUUCUGAUCAGCAUGUCAGGUCAGGUGCUACCCUGUCUGGAAAUGACACCACAAAUCUGUGCGUGACUUUAUAGUGCAUAGUGUGGUUCCUGACCUGAUUGCAUGAUUGCUCAGGCUUGUAUGGAGCUACGCUGGCCGCAGAUGAUAUCAAAAUCAUUUUUGCAUGAUGCUGCUCAUUUUCUUAAAGGGACUGUCAAGCACGAGGACGAAGAAAAGAAAAGUUGUAAAAAUACCGUAUUAUUUUACAAUUAUUAGUUUAUAUUGAUUAAAAUAUCACGACAGGUAUAUUACAUUACGUUAAAAAUGUUUAUAUUUUCAGUAUAUUCGGUAAUAAAAUUUUGUGAUGUAAAAUCAAAAAGUACAUCGUGAAAAUAGGUGAAAUAACGAUAUACUCACUAUAAAUAACGCAAGUAGAUUGAUCAUUUAAUAUUAAAAAUAUAUACAAUUCACUAUGCAUGCGCAAUUUGCAUUCCUGGGUUUACAACGUGACGAUGAUAAUCAAUCUACUUGCAUUAUUUAUAGUUAACUGGUAGUUACCUGGUAGACAUACCCAGUAAAAUUUAUUACCAAAUAUAAUGAAAACUUAACAACUUUUAAGUAAUGUAAUAUACCAGUCAUGAUAUUUUAAUCAAUAUAAACUAAUAAUUGUAAAAAGAUACGGUAUUUUACAACUUUUCUUUUCUUCGUCGUCGUGGUUGACACUCCCUUUAAGGUUUAGGCUUGUUCUUAAAUGAAACAGCGCGUCAGGCUUGUCAUUUAUGUGCUGGUUACAAUUUUUAUACUGUGCUUUUGUGUUAAUGUCUUGCAAUAAAUGAUGUAAUA